GGAUGUGUUUUUGGUGGAUGAAGUUUUAAAGUCACACUUUAGAAACAAUUCUAAAUAGUUUCUAAUAAAAACAUUAAUUUUCCUAAUUUAGAGUCUCACGUGCUCCACCUUCUUCUCUUCUUUCCGUUUAGCCAUCGCCGCCGCCGUUCUUCCGUUCCUGCUGGUUGAGCAUCCUAUCUAACGGAUCUGCACUGAUUGUCACAGAGCCGAUGUAUUAAAGGUCAAUUCUCAAAUUGAAACUAGCAAAAGCCGAAUCCACGACUACGAUUUGAAAAAUGGAAGAUGAAGAAGAUCCACCGCUCGCUGUUGAGAUUGGUGAAACAGUUACAGCUACCCAGCAACAUGAAGAUGGUGGUGUUUCUGUUGGCGUUACAGUUAUCACUGGAUAUCUUGGAGCUGGAAAAUCCACCUUGGUUAAUUACAUAUUGAACUCGCAACAUGGCAAGAGAAUUGCUGUUAUACUUAACGAGUUUGGGGAGGAAAUUGGAGUUGAGAGGGCAAUGAUAAAUGAAGGUGAUGGUGGGGCGUUGGUUGAGGAAUGGGUCGAAUUAGCAAAUGGAUGUAUUUGUUGCACUGUUAAGCAUAGCCUGGUUCAAGCCUUGGAGCAACUUGUGCAGAGAAAAGAAAGGCUCGAUCAUAUUUUGUUGGAAACUACGGGACUAGCCAAUCCUGCUCCACUUGCUUCUGUACUUUGGCUGGACGAUCAAUUGGAGUCAUCGAUCAAGCUUGAUUCAAUUAUUACAGUCGUGGAUGCUAAAAAUCUUCAUUUUCAAUUGAAUGAGCAUCGUAGUUCAUCAUCCUUCCCCGAAGCAUUUCAUCAAAUUGUGUUUGCGGACACUAUUAUUCUUAACAAGGUCGACCUGGUCUCUUCAGAUCGUGGUGAUGGUGCAUUGGAGGACCUGGAGUAUGAAAUACGUAACAUUAAUUCUCUUGCCAAAAUCAUUCACUCUGUUCGGUGUCAAGUCGACCUGUCUCUCAUACUAGACUGCAAUUCCUAUAAUGCUGCUAAUACAGCUCAUUUAGAAGCAUUAUUGAAAGAAAGUCGUUCUUUAUCUACUCAAGAUCUUCAUGAUACUGGUGUUCGAACCUUGUGCAUUAGUGAACACCACAAAGUUGACCUUGAUAAGGUUCAUUCUUGGCUUGAGGAGAUACUUUGGGAGAAAAAAGGUGGCAUGGAUGUGUAUCGCUGCAAAGGAGUUUUAAGCAUAAAAAAUUCUGAUCAGCUACAUACUUUGCAGGCAGUUCGUGAAUUAUACGAGAUCGUUCCUACACGGCAAUGGAGUAAUGGAGAAAGUCAGAUGAACAAGAUAGUCUUCAUAGGUCGUAAUCUGAAUGAGGAUGUUCUUAGCAAAACCUUUAGAGAAUGUGCUUCUAUCUCCUAAAUUUUGUUGCUUUACUAUUUGUUCGACUACAUAGGGAAACAAAGAAGAGUAGGUGAAAUGGUUGUGUAUGAUUUCGAAGUCCUUUUUUUGUAUGUUAACUUGGAUACGUCUUUUUAAAAUUGACUAUCUUUCGAUCUCUUUGUUAA
Messenger RNA from Cucumis melo (muskmelon), 1528 nucleotides. RefSeq lists its product as uncharacterized. NCBI's taxonomy places the organism in Eukaryota, Viridiplantae, Streptophyta, Magnoliopsida, Cucurbitales, Cucurbitaceae. The record is from RefSeq and is a predicted model, not a curated record. Gene Ontology annotation, cellular component: cytoplasm. Bases 276 to 1382 code for a protein of 368 amino acids. The transcript is spliced from 10 exons.